Molecule: messenger RNA, 1646 nt
Organism: Syzygium oleosum
Lineage: Eukaryota; Viridiplantae; Streptophyta; Magnoliopsida; Myrtales; Myrtaceae
Product: transcription factor MYB46-like
Exons: 2
Coding region: 85-1068 (327 amino acids)
Source: RefSeq, a predicted model, not a curated record
AUCUUGAUCCAGGUUGGGAGAGAGAGAGAGUGAGCAAGUUACCACCACCCCUUUGUUUUUUUUUUUUAUCUUGUAUCUGUCAAAAUGAGGAAGCCUGAUUCCUAUGGGAACAGCAGCUCUAACAGCAACACUAACAAGCUGAGAAAAGGACUCUGGUCACCUGAAGAAGACGACAAAUUGAUGAGCUACAUGCUCAAUAAUGGGCAGGGCUGCUGGAGCGACGUGGCCCGCAACGCUGGGCUGCAGCGGUGCGGCAAGAGUUGCCGCCUCCGGUGGAUCAAUUACUUGCGGCCUGACCUCAAGAGAGGCGCUUUCUCCCCCCAAGAGGAAGAGCUCAUCAUCCACUUGCAUUCCAUCCUUGGCAACAGGUGGUCGCAAAUCGCUGCUCGGUUGCCCGGACGGACCGACAACGAAAUAAAGAACUUUUGGAACUCGACCAUAAAGAAGAGGCUCAAGAACUCUUCAUCAUCUUCUUCUAGACACUCACCAAACACGAGUGAUUCCUCCUUAUCAUCAGACCCUAAAGAUGUCAUGGGAGGUCUCAUCUCCCUUCAGGAACAAGGACUCAUGCCACUUUAUGUGGACUCAUUGUCAUCCGUGCAAGCUUUGGCUCUCAACCAGAUUAUCGAUCCGUUAUUACCCUCGCUCAACCAAGGCCUUGACCUCCCCGGUUUAAGUGGAUACUGUGAUUCGAACCCUAAUUGCUGCACUGUGCAAGGCGGAGUUAGCGGUGAAUUCGGGAGAUUCGGAGGUGCUGUUGGUUGUGGGAUUAAUGGAGAUCAGUUCUAUGUUCCUCCGCUAGAGAGCAUAAGUAUUGAAGAAAACGUGAAAACUGAGAACACAUACGAUAGUGAACACAAUAGUAGCAACAACCUUAACAACUUCAACUAUACCAAUGAUGAUGUCGUUGAUAACAUAGGCAACUUUAACAACUAUGGCAGAAUAGAAAGCAUGGCUGGUUUAGGGUGGAAUGGAGGAGAGGAGAUGAAAGUGGGUGAAUGGGACUUGGAGGAGUUGAUGAAAGAUGUUUCUUCAUUUUCUUCUGCUGAUUUCCAGGUUAUUCAAUAGGUGGUGAUAGCUCUCUCCCAAAAUCAUCAGCAAUUUUUUUUCUUUGUUUCUCUGUCCCCCACUCUGAAUAGUCAAACCGUUUUCCCUUUGGAUUAAGAAAAGAGCAAGAACCCUAGAAUAUAUACUUUCAUGAACUUAGGAAACCCGUCUGCUAUUGUCACAUAUUCCACCACAAAAAUAAAUUCCCCAGCUUUCUCUCUUGUUUUCGCUUAAUUUUGCGACGACCGGGCCACAACACCAUGGUAGUUUAUAGUGUAUAUCCCUUUUUCCCCCCAUAAAAGUGAGCUUUGGCACUUGGAUCUGGAAGGUAGAUGGUGCGAAAGGCAUUCCCGGGUUGUUUGAUACACUCUUGCUUGUAAGUAGUUUGCUGUGGUCGCUUUUGUCUCAUAGCGAUCAUGUCAAGUUCCGGAAUAAUGGUCGAUGUAUACAUGCGAAUAAAAGUAGAGGGAAACAUCAAGUUGGUAGGUUUUGCAAAUUUGUGAUCAUCAUGUGAUGUACAAAUCGAAAGUUGGGGGGUGGAAGUUGUUAUUAGUGGAGAGUUAUCUGAUUUAAAGUGAAAAUCUCUCUCUCUCUCUCUC